Messenger RNA from Fusarium vanettenii 77-13-4, 1527 nucleotides. RefSeq lists its product as uncharacterized. Lineage: Eukaryota; Fungi; Ascomycota; Sordariomycetes; Hypocreales; Nectriaceae. Gene Ontology annotation, cellular component: fungal-type vacuole. The record is from RefSeq and is a predicted model, not a curated record. Gene Ontology annotation, molecular function: serine-type carboxypeptidase activity. The transcript has 4 exons. Gene Ontology annotation, biological process: proteolysis. Bases 1 to 1527 code for a protein of 508 amino acids.
AUGUGGUUAUCCUAUGGAUCCCUUCUCUUCGCGGCUACCGCGUGGAUAAUCGCCGUCAACGCACAAAAUGACACUGGAGACAAGUAUCCAGAGCCCGGUAGGCCGUUGGCACACAUCACCGAGCGACAUAACACAUGUGGGCAAGAGGGGAAGGCCGGUGAUUACUCAGGCUAUAUAUCAAUAGCAAUGGAGGAUAAACCCAAGGUAAACAUACCAGUCAAGGGAGAAGUCCCAACCAGAGAAUAUGCAAACAUGUUCUUCUGGUUCUUUGAAGCUCGACACAAACCCCAAGAUGCGCCCGUCGUCCUCUUCCUCAACGGCGGCCCCGGUAUCUCGUCCAUCUACAGAGUCUUUGACGGAAGCGGCCCUUGUAAUAUCGACUGGCAGGGGAACAUAGGCCCUAAUCCCCACAGCCUCAACGAGUACGCCCAUGUCCUCUACGUUGACCAACCAGUUGGUACCGGCUUCUCCUUUGGAAACGCCAGCUUCAUGGACAACCGCAAGGAUGCCAGAUACCUGCAUCAAUUCAUGCAGCACUUUUAUGUCGAGUUUCCCCAAUAUCUAAAGAACGAGUUUGGCAUCUGGACUUCGGACUGGGGCGCUACUGCUGGAAUCGCCCUCGCUCAGAGGAUCCUCAGGAAGAACUUCUCCCUCACGUGGAUUGGUGUGGGCCUAACGUACCUUGGUAUGGGCGGCCUACAGGGCGAUCCCCAGAUUAGACUCUCCAUGAUGGGUUUGGAGAGUCCCAAGAUUGAUCCCCCUUCACAGCUUGCACACAUGUACACAUACAUGGCCCAGAACCCGUGGAUUAAUGUGCAAUCGUUUGAGGACAGCGAGGAUGCACUAUCAAAGUACAUGAAAACGCUCGAGGCCGAUCUAGUAGCGUGCUCUGAGAGGAUAAAGCAGGACUGCCACGAGGAGUUGGAGGGAUAUAGGCGAGCCCUCCGCAGCUUGACAACUCCAUACGGGCUGCGGACCGAGUUUGACCUGUGGGACAUGCGAGAUGCUCGUCACAAUUCUGACAGAUCCCGCAAUAUCGGGAUGAGAAUGACACCAGCAGCAAAAUGGCUGGAAGAUCCCAAGACGCAAGCACACCUUGGAGUGACGGUCGGGAAGUUGGCGCGCGAACCCGUUAGGUUUGAGCCAUGGAACAUAACUAUACUCGGGCCCUAUUCACAAUACCAAGAGAACCUGAUAACGAACCCUCUCGGCCUCCAGUGGCUUUCGCAAAACGUGACGGUGGGACUUAAUCACAAGUUUGAAGUUGAGCCGCUGGAGUGGGACUCGUACAGCUUCAAUCUCGAGCGGGAUAAUCGGAAGCUGGCUAUUGGCGAGUGGAAGAGGCUGGGGCACUUUACGUUUGUCUCUGUCAAAGGGGCCGGGCAUGUCAUUGCGGAGAGAAAACCCAAGACGUUGGUUAAGCUCUUUUGGUCUCAUGUGAGGAACAAGCCGGCAAAAAUACCGCUUAUACCAUGGAGGAAAGACAAGGAGAUCAUUGAAGAGCAUAACUGGGAUCAGGAGAGUUGA